AUGCCUGGCUUCGACUUCUCAAACUACAACCGCAAUGCGGCACUCCAUGCCCGAGGCGUCCCCCUCCCCAAGGCGACAAGCACAGGUACUACCAUCGUGGGAUGCAUAUUUGACGGCGGUGUGGUGAUCGCAGCCGACACAAGAGCAACCUCAGGCCCUAUCGUAGCCGACAAGAACUGCGAAAAGCUGCACUAUAUUGCCCCUCAGAUCUGGUGCGCAGGUGCCGGAACCGCCGCUGAUACCGAGUUCACUACGGCAAUCAUCUCCUCCAACCUCGAGCUGCAUGCCCUGUCAACAGGCCGCAAGCCCCGCGUUGUCACUUGCAUGACCAUGCUCAAGCAGCAUCUUUUCCAGUACCAAGGCCAUAUUGGUGCCUACCUCGUCGUCGCUGGCGUCGACCCCACGGGAACCCACCUCUUCACUGUCCACGCCCACGGCUCUACCGACAAGCUCCCCUAUGUCACGAUGGGUUCCGGCUCCCUCGCCGCCAUGUCCGUCUUUGAAACUCAAUGGAAGCCUCAACUGAACCAGGAGGAGGCCGUCAAACUAGCCAGCGACGCCAUCCAGGCCGGUAUCUUUAACGACCUGGGCUCCGGAAGCAACGUUGACGUUGCCAUCAUUACAAAGGACAAGACGACGCUCAAGCGUGGCUUCGUCAAGCCCAACGAGCGCAGCGCCAAGCUGAAGAGUUACGCCUUCCCCAAGGGCACCACCGCUGUCCUUAACGAGAAGAUCAUCAAGAAGAACGAGAUUGGUCGCUACGUGAGUGUAACGGAAGUGCCGGCUGGCGAGGAGAUGGAGGUUGAUACUUAA
Molecule: messenger RNA, 813 nt
Organism: Colletotrichum truncatum
Lineage: Eukaryota; Fungi; Ascomycota; Sordariomycetes; Glomerellales; Glomerellaceae
Product: proteasome subunit beta type-2
Cellular component (GO): proteasome core complex
Molecular function (GO): threonine-type endopeptidase activity
Source: RefSeq, a predicted model, not a curated record